Molecule: messenger RNA, 230 nt
Organism: Talaromyces amestolkiae
Lineage: Eukaryota; Fungi; Ascomycota; Eurotiomycetes; Eurotiales; Trichocomaceae
Exons: 2
Source: RefSeq, a predicted model, not a curated record
AUGACCUCAAUCUACGUCCGGUCGAAUUCUCUGCAGAGUUCUUCACUGUGCUCGAACACGGACGACACGCCAAUCUAAGUCUCGUUCGAUUCCGUCAAGAGCGCGGUGCAGCUUCCUCUUUUCAUAAAGUCGUUGAUACCUUGGAGUUGGUCUUGAAACGGCGGUCAUUUGUCGUUGAAGACCCAGUCCGGUCCAAAAAGAUGGUCAAAAUUCUAGAUAAUGUGCCUUAG